This is a messenger RNA of Cornus florida, 1833 nucleotides long. RefSeq names its product U-box domain-containing protein 21-like. The record is from RefSeq and is a predicted model, not a curated record. Gene Ontology annotation, biological process: protein ubiquitination. Lineage: Eukaryota; Viridiplantae; Streptophyta; Magnoliopsida; Cornales; Cornaceae. Bases 336 to 1685 code for a protein of 449 amino acids. The transcript has a single exon. Gene Ontology annotation, molecular function: ubiquitin protein ligase activity.
CAUCUGACGGUGUGGUUUACCAUUUCAAACUUUCAACGGUCAACAUUCAAAUCUCUCUCUCAAACCAAAAAAAAAAACACACACACACCCUCUCUCUCUCUCUCUCUAUCUUGAACGUUUCUUUAGUUUCACAAUUUUGAUAUUGUCCCAAGUUUUGAACGUUUGAACCGCGUAACAAAGACAAAAUACCAUUUGUUUAUAUAUAACCUACUCGACUCUCAUUCUUAAUAUAGCUUCACAAACCAAAAACACAUCCCAAGCAAAACAUCUACUUCUGUCUCUCUCUAAAUUAAUCUACAACUUUGAUAUUCAUUCAUUCUACAAACAACCCAUCAAUGAUUUCUUCAUGGAGGCGGCGUAGGGCGGCACGCCACGCCGGGAAGAAGCAGCAACCGGACGAAAACUCCGGUAUGGAGCUGACCAUCCCGAACCAGUUCCGGUGUCCGAUUUCUCUAGACUUGAUGAAGGAUCCUGUCACUCUGUCCACGGGCAUAACAUACGACCGAGAGAGCAUAGAGCGAUGGAUCGAAUCCGGAAACCAUACUUGUCCUAUCACCAACCAGGCACUGAGGACACUCGAGCCGAUUCCAAACCACACAAUACGCACGAUGAUCCAAGACUGGUGUGUAGAAAACAGUUCUUAUGGCAUUGAGAGAAUCCCAACGCCAAGAAUCCCGGUUUCGUCUUUCCAGGUAUCGGAAAUGCUCUCGAAAGCCACCACAGCUCAGAAAUGGCGGGACGAAAGGGGUUGCCGCGAAGUGGUGAGCAGCAUUAAGGCCUUGGUGAAAGAGAGCGAGCGUAACAAGAGGUGCAUUGUGGCCAACGGGACGAGCGGCGUCCUGUCAGCCAUUUUCGAGGGCUUUUCAAAGGAAUCUUUCGAGACUAACUCCGUGUUGCUCGAGGAGAUUUUGUCAACAUUGACAUUGUUGGAGCCUCUUGAUGGAGAGGCCAAGUCUCAUCUAGCAUCAACAACAUCUUUGCAUUCCAUUGUAUGGUUACUAAAAUGUGGAGGCUUGUCUGGACGAAGGAACGCGGUCUUGAUGCUAAAGCAAGUUCUUUCAUUGGACGAACAAACGGUGGAUGAUUUGGUGGAGAUUGAAGGAGCAAUUGAAGCAGUUUUCAAGCUUGUGAAAGAGCCCAUUUGUCCAACUACAACAAAAGCUUCAUUGAUGGUUAUUUACUACAUGGUUUCCUCAUCAUCGUAUCUUGCAAAUGAGAGAGUCAUUGCGAGUUUUGUGGAGAUGGGUCUGGUGUCUUUGUUGCUAGAAAUGCUGGUGGAAUCGGAUCGGAGCGUUUGCGAGAAGGCGUUGGGUGUGUUGGAUGGACUUUGUAGCUGUGCAGAAGGAAGAGAACAGGCAUAUCAUCAUGCUCUGACCAUACCUGUGUUGGUGAAGAAGUUGCUUCGAGUUUCGGAUUUGGCCACCGAUUUCGCGGUUUGUGCACUGUGGAAGCUGAGCAAGAAUGAGAAGAGGAGGGAAGGAGGAGGUGGUGAUAUUGAUCAUGAUGUUCUUGUUGAGGCUCUUCAAGUUGGUGCCUUUCAGAAGCUGUUGUUGCUGUUGCAGGUGGGUUGUGGUGAGAGGAUCAAAGAGAAAGCAACUGAGUUGUUGAAGAUGUUGAAUCUGCAUAGAGAUAGAUUGGAGUGUAUUGAUUCUAUGGAUUUCAAAGAUCUCAAAAGGCCUUUUUGAUUAAGGGCUUGCAAGAACUAGAAAUAUUGCAUGGUUUAUGUAAUUUAGGCUAUAUAUUUUUGUUAUAUAUAUAUAGCUCACAAUUGAAUUGUGAAUGUACAAAAUUACAAAGAGAAUUUUUUAAGUAUACUGCUCAUAUAGUCAUAUA